Orbicella faveolata is the source of this 1570-nucleotide messenger RNA. Its product is annotated as dihydropyrimidinase-like. NCBI's taxonomy places the organism in Eukaryota, Metazoa, Cnidaria, Anthozoa, Scleractinia, Merulinidae. Gene Ontology annotation, biological process: pyrimidine nucleobase catabolic process. The record is from RefSeq and is a predicted model, not a curated record. Gene Ontology annotation, cellular component: cytosol; cytoplasm. Gene Ontology annotation, molecular function: dihydropyrimidinase activity.
ACAAUCCCACGCGUUCAGUCUCGCAAUCGCGCGGUUUUCUGCUCCACGUCUACCGUUGUCGGACAAGAAGGUGCAAGGGCUGCUCAAAAAUGGCUUCAGCAAUGGCACAGAAAGACCGCAUCCUUAUAAAGGGUGGGAUUGUAGUCAAUGAUGAUGAUAUGAUUGAAGCUGAUGUUUUUAUUGAGAGUGGUCUGAUAAAGGAAGUUGGUAAAAACCUUGUUGUUCCUGGAGGAGCAAAAGUGAUUGAUGCCCAAAAAAAGCUUGUUAUGCCUGGUGGAAUUGACACUCACACGCACAUGCAGCUUCCAUUCAUGGGUACAGUCGCUGUGGACGACUUUUACACUGGAACAAGAGCAGCACUGGCUGGUGGCACCACUAUGAUCAUUGACUUUGUCAUCCCCAAAAAGGGUGAAUCACUCUUAGAGGCUUAUGAAACGUGGAGAAAGUGGGCCGAUGAGAAAGUUUGUUGUGAUUAUGCAUUCCAUGUUGCUGUCACUUGGUGGAACGAUGAGGUUGGCGAGGAGAUGGAGACUCUUGUCAAAGAGAAAGGUGUGAAUUCCUUUAAAACCUUCAUGGCUUAUAAAGAUGUUAUGAUGCUAGAAGAUGAAGAGAUGUUCCACUGUUACAGCAAAUGUAAGGAAAUUGGAGCUAUUGCACAAGUUCAUGCUGAAAAUGGAACUCUCAUAGCAGAGAAUGCAAAGAAGAUGAUUGCUCUUGGAAUCACUGGUCCUGAAGGACAUGAAAUGUGUCGCACAGAGGAAGUGGAAACAGAAGCUUGUGUGAGAGCUAUCAUGAUAGCCAACCAGAUAAACUGUCCCCUUUAUAUUGUUCACGUCAUGAGCAAGAGUUCAGCUGAGGCUAUUUGUGAUGCUCGACGACGGGGUGUUGUUGUUGUGGGGGAGCCAAUUGCUGCUAGUUUAGGAACUGAUGGAACAAGUUAUUGGAACAAGUGUUGGAGACAUGCUGCGGGGCAUGUUAUGGGACCACCUUUAAGACCUGACCCCACCACCCCUGGGUACCUCAUGGAUCUUCUUGCCAAUGAUGGUCUUCAGCUGACAGGAACAGAUAAUUGCACCUUUAAUGCAGAUCAGAAGGCUCUUGGCAAAAAUGAUUUCAGGAAGAUACCAAAUGGAGUGAAUGGUAAUAGGAACACGUGUGUAAGCUGCACUGUACUUGUAUAUACAUGUAUAAAAUAGUCUGUUACAGUGUAACUUACAUUCUUUACCAGAAUCCUUCAAAAGUCUAGUUGAAUUUCAAGAAGGAAAGUAGAAUGCCAAUAACUGUCUUCACUGAUGUCACUGAGCCAAAUGGGAGUUUCAAGAUUUACUGUGGCAUGCAUACUUUUUAUCCCAAACUAUUUUGCUCUCUUCUUUUGUUAUUUGUAAAAGAAGAGAAUAAAUUAGGGAUAAAAACGCUGGCACACUGCGCUGAUUUUUGAAAUUCCGAUAUGGCUUUCUGUGCAUAUUUGAUAUAAUAAUUGCUUUUCGAUUGAAGUCAUUCUCCAAAUCCUUACACUUGCAAUAGUUAUGACUAAAUUGUAAGAAAAACAAAUCAAAGGGCUUAAAGCUUC